Styela clava is the source of this 2607-nucleotide messenger RNA. Lineage: Eukaryota; Metazoa; Chordata; Ascidiacea; Stolidobranchia; Styelidae. The record is from RefSeq and is a predicted model, not a curated record.
CAAAUCCCAUUAUGUUCAAACAAUUUAUGCACAAAAAAGUAAAAAAUCCUGGGAAAUACCCAAAUCAAGCAAUAAAACUAGGAAGAACGGCAACUAUUUUUGUGAAGUGAAAAGUAAAACCAGUUUAGUGGCUAGCAUUGUGUCGUGUCCCCCCUCCACCGCAGCUGGCCCCCAGUUUGGACUCGCUGAAGUUUAGAAAAAAUAUAUAUUUGAAUUAAAAAAAUAACUGUUUCAUAUAUAUCAUGAUUGGCCUUUAAUCGAGCGGUCCUAUCAAUUUUUUCGUUUCCCUGUGAUAAAUAUGAUAAUCAUAUCCUUCUAGACAUGUCUAAAAAAAUCGAGAUAUAUACAGGGUAUUCGAAAAAGUUCACUUGAUUUAAUAGUAAUAACAAUUAAAAAUUGGUUUGUCUUAGUUUAUUAAUAGUUCUUUUUGUAGUCAUCAGUUAUCAUACAAUGAUAUUUUGCAAUUGUUAUUACUAUAAAAUAGGGCGAAAUUUCACACCAUGUAUACCUGUUUCAACUGGUAUUGAAGUUUGAAUUCCAUAGGCCCACCAGUCAUUUUUUUUGUAUUUCUUGCUUUUUUAUGACUUUUUGUAUUUUAAUCUUUUGUGUAUAUUUGAAACAUCCAAUAUAUGUUUAGCUUAUUAAUUGCAUUUCAUUUUCAAUCUCUCUUUGUUAAGUUCAUUCAGGAGUUGCAAUAAUUUCAUUUUUCAUUCAUUGAUUGUUGCCAGAUUCAAUAUAGGUAAUUAUAAUAAAUUACCUGCCUAAAAUAGCACUGAUAUAAUUAAUAACAGCUGCAAGAAACUGGCAACUAUCAAACCAGAAAUUUCAAGGAGGUAAUAUAGAAGAAUAAAUGUAGAUUCCCUGUCAACUGCGUCUGUGAGUAGCUCUUUAAAAAAUCAGUGAUUGCUUGUAGUGGGUCAGUAGUUGCUUACAGCCUGGCUAUCAAUACUCCAGUUGUUUCGAGUCACGUAUCAACUACUAUCUACAGACUUCUUUGUCGAAAGAAAUUUUUACAACUUCAUCUUAGAAUUUCAGUCAACGGCUUGGGUCCUAAAAACGAUUGAACAUUUGGAUUUGAGAAAAAAAAUGAAACAUUUGUAUUCCAGUGGUUCCCAAAACUCUAUCAGUACGCCCAACUUCAGUUAAGAGCUGGACUAAUAAGCAUAAGUUUAUUUUGACUCUAUAAUCAGCAUAUUAAGCCAUGAACUAAUUGAAUAAUUCAGCUUGGAGUUUAGACCUUACUCUAAACAUAUUAAAAAGAUACGAUAUGAUGGCUGCGAAUCCAGAUACCAGUUACUCUAAACAAUUUGAAACUCCAGCACAGAAUACUGUAAUGCCAACUGCAAAUGUUCAACUACAACAACAAGCUCCAGUCGGACAAGUUAUAAUGGCACAAACUCAACCACAAAGGGCAGCAAUGAGUCAACUCAAACCACGGAAAAAAUACAAAAAUGUUCUGUUUUAUCUUGGAACAGUGGAGAUCAUUUUAGCGGUACUCUGCGGCAUUUUUUGUGUUGUGACCCUUAUCCUGGGAGCAAUAAAUUCUCCCUCUUAUAUUGUCCAUGACCGUUGGAAUGAUCAACAUCAUGAAUAUAGAGUCACAUAUGGCACCAAUACGGUGGCACACGGAAUAUGGUGCGGCGCUGUCCUUCUAGUAUCUGGCAUCCUGGGAUUGAAAACUAAGCACCAUACAUCACCGUGCAUGUACCGGGCUAACAUGACUUUCAGUAUUUUGGCAGCAAUUUUUAUGGUGAUUCUACUCUGUUUGUCUGUCAUGAGUAUUUUGACGAUUUACCCACGUUCAUAUAGAUACAUAGUUAUGCCUUUCCAUGUUAUCCUUGCCAUCCUUGGAUUUAUAGGCAUGAUAAUCUGUAUUAUCCAUGCAGCGUUUUGCUGUGCUGGAAUUUGUUGUCGAAAUAGGUUCCAGCAAAUUAAUGUAACUUACACAGCACGACAAGGUCAAACGGUGCAACUUGCAAAUGGUCAGUAUGUAAUGAUGCCACAAGGUUGCCAAACAUCAGGAGCUAUGUGUUAUGCACCCACAACUGUGCCUGUCCAGGCUGGAGGAGCCUCCUCAAUGCAGUAUGCGUCGACCGCCAUUCCCAUCCAAGUGGGUGGAGCCCCAACAAUGCAGCCACCCCCUGUGCCCAACCAGGCUAGAGCUCUUCCGCAAGGGCAGUAUGCAAACAUGCCAGCUCAAACUGGAAUAACCCCCGUACCAGCCCCCAUGUCUUCCCAAAGCUCUGUAGUAUUUCCCACAGGACAAUCAUCUCAGCAAGCUGUAGCUCCUUAUUCCACAAUGCCCACGCAACCCUUAAUAACCGAAGAUCGAGAAGACCAGAUUAGCGCAAAUCCUCCAGAAUAUAAUAAGAAAUAAUUCAGAACAUUCAAAGUUUUGUCAAAAAAUAUUCUGAACUGGGGAGAUAUAUGCAGUAAUGCAUGCAUAACUGUAAGAAGCAAACGAUAUAGUCUACCUAAUGUGAUGAUAAAAUAUGAUUUACAUAUUUAUCCCAGGGGAGAGGAAAACCGAUAAGACGGCCUAAUCAUAUGGCGAACCACGGCCUCUCAUCCGGUUACCAUUCCAUGUCAGGUAUGGGAUUAGUUGGC